This is a messenger RNA of Vitis riparia (riverbank grape), 1858 nucleotides long. RefSeq names its product inactive FRIGIDA-like protein 2. The transcript has 3 exons. The record is from RefSeq and is a predicted model, not a curated record. Bases 128 to 1783 code for a protein of 551 amino acids. NCBI's taxonomy places the organism in Eukaryota, Viridiplantae, Streptophyta, Magnoliopsida, Vitales, Vitaceae.
GAGGCCAAAGCAAAACAAGACAUGGAUUCGAACAUGAAAUCGGCGGAGUCCCGCCAAAACGCAGCGUUUUAUGCGCCAAUCUCUUCUUCUUCUUGCCUCCUAGGGUAGGGCUGGGGUUUCUCCAACAAUGUCGAAACUGGAGAAGAUCAUAGCGGACCUCAAACUCGCCGAAUCGAAGAAGGAAGCCCUCCAACAAGCCUUCGAAACCCUAAAAUCCAACGCCUCCUCUGUCGCCUCCUUCACUCUCCAGUGGUCCGACCUCGACGCCCACUUCUCCUCUCUCCAUUCCUCAAUCCGAAACCGCCUCGAGACACUCCAAUCUCAAUUGCAGCAAAUUGAAUCGAAUCCGUCCACUCUCAUCAAUCUCUUUAGCCACAAACGACCCAAUUCCAUUCGUAGCCAAGUUUCCGACGCCCUUCGAUCAUCGCCAAGUCCAGCUACCCUAGUUUUGGAUGCGAUUCUGCUGCUCUUGAAGAACGGUGAGGGUGAUUUUGAGGAGAGUGUCGUUAGGCAUUGCGUGCUGUUGUUGGAGCAGUUGGUUCAGUUAGUUAGUAUUCCGCCGAAGGUCGACGGUGAGGUGAGGGAGAAGGCAAGGCGGUUGGCGGUGGAGUGGAAGGAGAAGAUGAGGAUGGAGAGUAUGGGGGAAGUAAUGGGGUUUUUGGAGAUUUUGGGGAUAUAUGGGUUGGUGGGGGAAUUUGAUAGAGAUGAUCUUUUGGAGCUUUUUGAGGUUGUUGCAGUGCGGGAUCGGGCACCAGAGUUGUGUCGGGUUCUUGAGCUUGAGGAGAAGAUGCCUGAAUUCAUCCAAAAACUUAUCACGAAGGGGAGGCAAAUUCAGGCCAUGAAAUUUAUUUACGAAUUUGAGCUUGUCAAGUUGUUUCCACCAGUACACCUGAUCAAAGCUCAUCUGAGGCUUACCAAGAAGGCAGUUAAAAAAAUUCUCAAGAAGGGAAAGCUCUCACUUGAAGCACAGAAAGAGGCUGCAAGCAAAGAAUUGGCUGCUCUGAGAGCUGUAGCAAAGUGCAUCUCUAAAUACAAGCUUGAAGCCCAAUUCCAGCUUGAGCCCCUGCGCAGAAACAUUGGAGAGCUCAAAAGGCUAAAAAGAGAGAAUGAAGCUAUUGGUGCUGCCACUGACCCCACUCCAUCCCCUGCCCCCUCCUCUCCAGCAACUGGCCCUGCAUCUGCCUCCAAGGCUCAGCCUCAACAACAGACAGGAAAAAAGCGGAGUGCUGUGGCACUGGAAGCUCAAUCGAAUCAGCAGAGUGGAAAUAAACGCCGCCAGACAGCUGUUUUAGCAGGAGCUGCCCCAAAGGGUCAUUUUGGUACUUCCUCCUCUAUUACGUCUAUGCAAUCAUACCAUUUCCAGCAGGCCAGCUUGUUGACUAGUCAAGCGGCGCCAUACUUAACUGCACCACCUGGAUAUUAUGGUUUGGCAGGCUCCGCUCGCACUAACCCACAUAUGAGCUUAUCGGCUGGACACUAUGGAUUGACUAAUUUCAAUCCUGUCAACCAAUAUAUGAUCCCACCAGCUCAGCAGUAUGGAUCGAGUUUUGGAGCAAGUUGGAGCACUGGGCAGUUCGGUCUGACCACAACCCACCCGGGUGCUGUUGCAAAUCUGGGCACAAGACAGUUUAAUUUGGCUGGAACACCUGCAGGCAUGGCAGCUAAUGCAAACCCCAAUUGGCCUGUCCCUCAUUACUCUGGUAAUGUGCCAUUGCCACUUGGUUACAGGCCAGUGACCUAUGUUGGUGGCUAUGGUUUACCACCUCAGCAGCAUCCACCUUAGAUUGCCUCUUGUUUAAACUUCUACAGAGUUUUACUUGGCCAUGGAGGGCUUAUACAAAAAAAAAAAAUCUCUAAA